UUCAUCGGCAUUCUUGUAGCGAAGGAAAACCAUCUGGAUCGAAAAUGUUGCUGCGACAGUUAACAACCAAUUAAAGCUUAAAAACAGCAUUUAAGCAUUGGUGAAAAUGCCAUCGACGUGAAUGUAAAUUUAAACAGUUUACCUGCUAGCAUAAACACCAAUCACCAUGACGUCUGAAGCUGCAAUACACAAAAGAAAUUUAGAUAGUGCCAUCUUGUUUAUGCAGCAAGAACAUGCAGAAACUUUAAAGGGCUUACACAAGGAAAUAGAAAAUCUUCAGAAAAAAUGUUCAGAGUUAACAUUUCAGUUGAACAUGCAAGGAAUAGGAGCAGAUUUUCUAGAUCCAGGUUCAAAUUCAAAAUUGACACAAGUAGAAGACAAUCUCAAGAUACAAACCCAAAAGUCAAGACAACUCGAGUCAGAAAUUGAGAAGAAAGAUAAGCAUAUCAAAGACUUUGAGAUCUCAUAUAAAAAACAAAAAAUGAAGUUUUUAGACGAAAAUCGUAAAACUUCUCAGGAAAUGGACAGACUUAAAGCAGAAAAUGAAUCAAAAGCUAAUCAAGUAGCCUAUUUAACAAGUGAGCUCCACAAACUUAAAAAAUUACAAUUAGAACACAGUACUGAGAGAAAAGCAUUUGUUGCUGAAGCUCACAAAUCUGGGACCAAGGCUUAUGUUUCAGAAGCUAGAAUAUUGCCAAUUCCGCCAAAAGAACCAGUGACAUUAAAGAUUAGAAGGGGUAAUAUAAGAGCUGUUAAACCACAAACAAAUAAGGAAGACCUUGAAAGGCAUCCAUUAAGAGUAAGCUCUGGAAGUUCAAGCACAAGGUCGGAAUCACCAACCAUAGAAAAGGCCAAACAGUUUUUACGACCAGAACGUGAGCCUUCAAUAGAAGUUAAAGAACGACAUCCUCUUCCACCUAUCAGAUCCGCUCCAGGAGAAGAAAGAAGCCAUUCAAAACAUGUUUAUUUUCAAAAGAUGACGCCAGAGGCACAUCAAUCACGAGCAAAGACACACAAAGUCAAAAGGAAGGAACAAGAAGUCAAACUUCUCGCGGUUGACAAGGUGUCAGAUCAAUGGGCAUCACGAGCUCAGGAGUCACACAGUUCAGAGUACAACUGAUCUAUAGUCUGUCCAAUUUAAUGUUUAAUAUUAUACAGCCUGUCUCAUAUUACUCUGAACACAUUGGCUAUAUUCUGAUUUUAAUAUGAAUGUUGAUAAGUUGUUAAGAAUCACUUGUUUUAUUUGUCUUAUGUUUUAUUUCCACAGAAUGGUGCAUUUUAAUUGUGUUUAUGUUUUAAACAUGUUAAACUUUGUAGAGAAACAAAAGAUAUCUUCUCAAUUGGCUAUUUUAGAAUCUCAAGUAUUCACGGUUAUAUUUUCAGAAUCGUACAUCAAAACAGUGUUCACAACAUUCGAUAGUCAGCCAAUGGCUUAAUACUUUUUUCACUUUGGUGUUAUUUCUCAAAGACCUUUUAAUUCUGAAAUGGUGAAUUUAUUUUUAUAUAGUGAUUACACUUUCAAUUUUUUUUACAAAGCUAUAUGUUACAAACCUCAAUACUAUGAAAAUCCUUGGUUGAACUCUUUUAAGAGUGUUUUCCUCUGGUUGAUAAAACAAAUAUAAACAAGGUGCCUCAUGAUGGUGAUAUUUCACAGUAACUGCUGUUGAUUGUUGGGUGAUCACACUGAAAUAUUUUUGUUUUCUUCCUACUUAGAUAUUUAAGACAGUGUUCGAUAUCAUUUGUUAGAUUGUCAUUCCUGGUUACCAGAUUGAUUUGAUAGAACUAAUAAAUGUCUUGAAAACUCUCAGAAAGAACAAACAUAUUGUGAAUUUGAAAUAAAAAUUCUGAAUAGCAAUAUUUAUUUCUGGUUUUUAUACAGCUAUAUUUAUUUCUGGUUUUUAUACGCAAAAUUUUGACGGGACGUAUUAUGGUAUACAAAUGUUCGGCGUCAACAUGUCGCACCAUAACUUGAGAACGACUUAUCCAAAUUUCAUGAAACUUAAGACGGUUGUUUCUUAUGAUGGUCAAACGAUCUGUAUACUUUUUGGUGAAAAUAAGAUUAAAACUUUUUGAGUUACAGGACUUUGUAACUAAAACAGGGGGGUGUUUUUUUCACAUGUCGCGCCGUAUCUCAAAAAUGAUUUAUGAUUAUUGCUUGAAACUUUACACACUUCUUAGUUAUAUUAAUCUUAAGAUCUGUAUACUUUUUGGUGAUGAUUCAAAAUUUUAUUUUAGAGUUAUUGAGUUUUUUGUAAAAAAAAUGGGGGAGAUUUCACAUGUCGUGCCGUAUCUCAAAAACGAUUUAUGAUUAUUGCUUAAAACUUUACACAAUUCUUAUUUAUAUUAAUCUAAAGAUCUGUAUACUUUUUGGUGAUGAUUCAAAAUUUGAUUUUAGAGUUAUUGAUUUUUUUAUAAAAAAGGGGGGUUUUCACAUGACGCGCUGUAUCUCAGACACGAUUUAUGAUUAUUGCAUAAAACCUCACACACAAGACAACGGGUGUAUCAUGAGUUCAAGGUGCAGCUUUUUAUUAGUAAAUAUAGUGAACUAUUAAAAAUAUCAAAAUUAUAAGUCAUUGAGUUCUGCAAAAAAAAGUUUUUUUUUUGGAAAAACUUCCGUCUAGCCUAUACAUCAUGUAUUUAAGGAACUUUUGUAAAGAAUUUUUAUUUUUAUAGGAUAUGUUCGACAUACGACAUAUCAUAAUUAUCAUACAAAUCCAGUAAGAUCUAAUCACAGGAAAUAAAAUCUAACGAAAAGCAUUGUGCUAGUCGUAAAAAUUAUACAUGAUGUUGUGAAGAAAAUUUUGUACUGAAUUUUUAUUUUUAUUGGAUAUGCUCGACAUAUCCUUAUUAUCAUACAAAUUCAGUAAGAUCUAAAGCAAGGAAUUCUUUAGGAAAAGUUUUGUGUUAGUUGUCAAAAUUAUACAUAAUGUAUUGAAGCAAAUUUUGAACAGAAUUUGUAUUUAUAUUGGAUGUGUUCAGCAUAUCAUUAUUACCACACAAAUUCAGUAGGGUCUAAAGCAAGGAAUUCGAUAUAAAAAGUGUUUUGGAAUUAUUUUUUUGGAAACCAGUUUUUUUUUAUUGAGACUUGUACAUGUUACAGAGUGUUUUAUAAAAAACUUUCUGAAGACAAAUUUUUGUUUUAGAUAAUUAUUUUUGUUUGUGGGCAGUUUCUAGGUAAAAAUUAUGGAGGAAAUUAUUUUUCUUAGUCUAUAUGAAAUAUUUUAGUCUUAAAGGUUAUUUUGAAGGUCUUUGUUGAUGUGUAAAUUUUGCACAGUCUCCCACACAAUCUAAAGAUGAAUGAAGUCUGGAGGACUUUAUAAUUUGGACAUUUUUCAGGCUGAUUGAAUCGGACAAGUUUACACAUUGAUCAAUUAACUUAAUUUUUUUCCAAAAAUAUUCCCAUGGCAAUUGAUAUCAUACAAAAAUUGAAAAACACAUAACUUAAAUUAUGUAUGACAGUAAUUUCAAGUUGUUCCAAGUAAAAACUAACAUUAUUGAGUAUUGAUUUCCAUGGUGUAAUUUGAACUUACAUGUGGCCUUGAAAUCUACAAUUUUUAUGAAGAUUAAAAUUGCCAAAUGUUUAAUGUGUGUUCUAGUUGUCGUAAAUAAUGUGUUCAUAAUCAUUACAGUGUAGAAAGCCAUAUUGUAGCUUAGCUGGUCCAAAAGGGCUAAUCACUUUAGCUGGUCCAUAAGGGCUAAUCACUUAAGCUGUCCUUAAGGGCUAAUCAGUUUUAUCAAGUAUUUUUGUAAGUUCAGUGCCAGUUUUUCGCAAUAAUGAAUUAUUGUUUUUUGUUAAUAACACUAAUUAAUUAGAAUUCAAAAGGUCUGAUUUCUGUAUGUCUGUAUGAAAAGCUAUGCAUGAAAAUGGAAAGCAGAUUUGAAAUCAGACAUGGGUAAUUUAUAAAUUUUUAAAAUAUAAAGACAAUUACAUGGAAUAUACAUGAGAGAUGGUCUUGGAGAGAAUAUUUUAUAAAAAUCCUUAAAUUUUACCAAAUACUUAAGUUACCUUUUGGUACACAAACAUAUUUUAAGUCCAGAAUUUUUUUUCUAGAUAUUCAAGAAUCCAGUGCCGUCCUUUAUUCUGUUUUUUGUUUGUUUUUUGUCAUUCUGUGAUAAACCUUUUUUGUUAAAGAUUUAAGUAUACAUGUAUUUACUUUGUCAUUUUUUUUUCACAAUUUCUUCUCUGUGAUGAAGGAAAAUUAGCUUGUCUUAAUACUUGUGUUUUGCUUCUUAGGGCUGUUCCAAAAAUAAUUGAUUGGAGGGGUUCAGAAGGCUAUUUUUAAAUUAACCCUCCGCCAUGCAUCAAGUUGUAAUUGAUUUUUUUUUCCAUAUUUGUCCAGGCUAUAUUUCUA
Messenger RNA from Mytilus californianus (California mussel), 4352 nucleotides. Its product is annotated as coiled-coil domain-containing protein 92-like. Bases 167 to 1120 code for a protein of 317 amino acids. NCBI's taxonomy places the organism in Eukaryota, Metazoa, Mollusca, Bivalvia, Mytilida, Mytilidae. The transcript has 4 exons. The record is from RefSeq and is a predicted model, not a curated record.